Messenger RNA from Macrobrachium nipponense, 1685 nucleotides. RefSeq names its product E3 ubiquitin-protein ligase rnf168-like. NCBI's taxonomy places the organism in Eukaryota, Metazoa, Arthropoda, Malacostraca, Decapoda, Palaemonidae. The record is from RefSeq and is a predicted model, not a curated record. The transcript is spliced from 5 exons. Bases 275 to 1546 code for a protein of 423 amino acids.
GCAAGUGAUAGAAAGGAAAGAGUGUUCAGUUCGUCGCGUGUGUAAGUGCUUAGGCAUUCUUAUACUGUAGUGAACUGAGAAUGUGUAGGUUAUCUUUUUUGUGUGUGUUUUACACUAUAUGGAUUGUGUAAAAGUAGUGUAACUUGAUCGUCAAAAGAUGCUGAAACUAAGAGCAUUUUACUUCAGAGAAAGCAUGUUCCACGUCGUCAUCCGUAGGAGUGUUGGUGGUUGCGCCAUUUGGUGGAAAUUCUACCUUUCAUACACCAGUAGGUAGAUGGUUUUCCUCAAGAAGAAAUCUUCAAAUCAGGACCUGCUGAAUUUAGAGCAAAGGUCCAAAUCCCGCGUAUUGUCACCCCUUCUAGUCCUUAGGUGGUCAGCUGAAAUGACCUCUCAUCCACCAAUGGAGUGUGGGAUCUGUCAUGAAAUUCUAGACGGGGAAGAGCGUUGUCCCCUCCUGCUUCCUUGUUGCCACUCUGUCUGUGCAGCCUGCAUCGGACAGCUUGUUGAUAAUGACUCAAACUCCUGUCCCUUCUGUCGUAAGGUUUUCAGUGGUACAUCUACAAAGUCCUUUAGCCCUAAUUUCGCCUUGCUUGAUAUGCUGAAUUAUGUCAAAAGAUCAGAAGAUGCCAGUGAACGUCCUUUCCCCAAAAUGAGGAAGAGAAGAGCUUUUGAGGAGUGGUUCAAGGGUAUUGAAAAUGACACUGACAAAAUUUGUAGAGAAAACAAAGUAACUUGUUGCGAUAUUGAAAACUUAAUGGAAAGACUUUCAAAACUAGAGAAAGAACUAAGAGUCUCCAAUAGAAAGAUAGAUAACGAAAUUACAAGAGACUUGAUGGAAACCAAGAAAGCUAAUGAAAAGUUGGUCAGAUACAUCCAAGAAGUGAAGGAGAACCUGAAGAGUUUCCUCUCCGAGGCUAAAGGAAGACAACUUGACUUGGAAGAGAAGCAAAGCAACUUGAAGCCAACUGAGAAUUUCAUCUCAUCAUCUCAGUUGUUGGACGAAACGGAGAAAAGCGGUCACAGAUGGAAGGAGGAAUUGAUGAAAGAAAAGGUGCUGGUAAAUGGAUAUAGGAAACAUACCAAUAUAAUAGCCAAGGUGGCGGAGAAAUGUAAGAGCAACUUGACUGUUACAAGCGGAGCCCUGACAUCCUGCCUAGCACUGGAAGAAGAAGAGGUGGAAUUUCUGAAAUGUCUGAAUGAAAAAAUUGUAAUGUUACAGUGGACCAACAGCAGGGGGUAUAUGGCAGAGGAAAAGUUACAGAAAGUUGUCUGUGCAGUUCAGAGGGCAGUCGUCUUCUUAGCGGGCAACAGCAGAAUGUUGAGGUCUUUGUUUGAGGAAAAGUUGCCGAUGUUGGGUGCUACAGUUCACGAUGCUGUCAUUUCGCCUCUUAGGAACAGCAGCAUAAUGAUGUUUUUGCUUGAGAAAAAGCAGCAGAUGUUGGAUAAAGCAAGUCAUUCAAUAUGGAAUUACCAGGCAUGGACAAAUUCAGUAUGGAGUUACCAGGCAUGGACCAGGAUGAGGGAAAAUACCCAAAGAAGAGAAUAAAUCUGAGGCCUUUCAAAGCACAGAAGAUUACAGCGAUGUGAUGAAGGGAAACGAGAGAACCUAUCGACAAAAGAGUCAAAAUAGUGCUGUGGUAUCCAUUAUACCAAAACUAUAUAUGAGAUUAGAACCAUUUGAUGUU